AGGAAAGAAGGAGUUCAUGGAUUUUAUAAAGGAAUUAUGCCCAAUGUAAUACGAGUCACUCCUGCAUGUUGUAUCACAUUUGUAGUAUAUGAAAAAGUAUCUCAUGUGUUACUUGGACUUAAUAAUAAAUGAAGAUUGAAGAUUGACUCCAUAUAUCGUUCUGCACCCUUUCUGUUAAGCAGGAAUGCCAACACCUGUCUGGCAUAGAUUUUUUUUUCUGGAUUCAUAUUUGUCACUUUCUUUUGUUAUACCUUUUAAAUAGACCAAGAUCACCCGCAAGUUGGUAUGUUUCAAAUAUAUUUUAUAUUGAUCUCUGUAUCACAAAAUAAAUUGUUCCCAUUAUCAUCCUCA
Messenger RNA from Protobothrops mucrosquamatus (brown spotted pit viper), 351 nucleotides. Its product is annotated as mitochondrial folate transporter/carrier. The record is from RefSeq and is a predicted model, not a curated record. Lineage: Eukaryota; Metazoa; Chordata; Lepidosauria; Squamata; Viperidae. Gene Ontology annotation, cellular component: mitochondrion. Gene Ontology annotation, molecular function: FAD transmembrane transporter activity; folic acid transmembrane transporter activity. Gene Ontology annotation, biological process: nucleotide transport; folate import into mitochondrion.